CAGCUGCUAGGAACCAUGUCAGAAGAUGACGGAUACAGUUGUCGCUGAGGGACAAGUCAAGUUUAGAGAUGGGAAAAAGUGGAAGUCUCGGUGGGUCGUCGUUCGGAAGCCUUCUCCGGUCGCAGACUGUCUGUCUGUGCUCGCCUACAAAGACAAGAAGAAAGCCAAGGAGCGUCUUGGUGUGACACUAGAGGGCAUAUAUGGUGUGGAACCAGGGCCAGGUUAUGAUGGCGUCAGCUACACGCUCUCUAUCCUCUGCCUGGCACACACCUUGGUGCUGGGCUUCCACAGUCGAGAAGCUCUUCUGGCCUGGGACUCCCACGUACGCUACAGCCUGGGGGAAGUCCACAGAUUUGGUGUCACCGUGGAGCCCGGUACCAAAUUGGAGAUUGGCCCCGCUUCUCUCCACCUGUGCAACAACCUAUUGGCCCUCACCAGGGGACUCCCUCCCGCCAUCAUUGGCCACUGGAAGCUGUCCUCUUUACGUCGAUAUGGCGCGGUGCCAAAUGGCUUUGUGUUUGAGGGAGGGACUCGCUGUGGAUUCUGGGCAGGAGUUUUCUUCUUGUCCUGCUCAGGCGGAGAGCAGAUCAGUUUUCUGUUUGACUGCAUCGUCAGGGGCAUCAACCCCAGCAGGGCGAAGCAUGGGCUGCGACCUUCCCUGCCAGCAGAGACCUUCAAUGCCAAUCCGGCAUCGGAUGAAGAACGGCUCAACCAGGAAGCCUGCGAGCUGGAGAAAAGACUCAGCAUGCUGUCCACUUGCAGUCUUGCGAGCAGCACAGCUUCCACUUACAGCUGCAGCACAUCUGUUGCCGUGGACGACCGCAGCAGUAUCUCCAGCUCCUCCUCCAGCAAAUCCGACACGAGCUACGGGAGCCGACAUCCUUUCUGGGCAGAGCCGUUCGUAAAGUUGCACCUCCCCAGCGAGACAGCGUUGAGCUCAUCCUCGCUGAAGGCCUUGACCACUUCAGAUGACCGUCUGUACGCUGCUGUGAUGGGAGGCUGUGGUCCAUCUUCCACUCAACUCCAUCCUCGUGGUCUCCAUGACAGCGGGCGCCAGAGCUCGUUGGAUAGCGGCAUUGGGAUAGCGACCGGGAGCUCAGGCAGCUUCUCCUCCCGUACAGGCAGUGUGGACAUGGCCACCCAGGGAGCAGGAGAUGAAUUUGGCUCCCUGGCCACUCUAUCUGCUCCUCCUCCCUCUGCUCCUCCUCCUCCUCCCAAUCCUCCGCCUUCACCUUCCCAGUGCACGCCUCACCAGGAACACAGUGGCGGGCGCUCUCGGCUCGAUGAUGAGCGCCAAAGUUCUGGCCUGCUCAGACAACGUUAUGAUACGCCCAGGAGUCUGAUCCAGAACAGGGCCCUGAGGGACCCCUCAGCAGGUCAGGAGCACCCCUCUGAAAGAGGCAGGGACAGUGCGAUGUGCAGGGAUCGGCUUGCAAGUCAGGACCGAGGACUGACAGACGGCCUACCGGGAUCCCAACCUCAGCGCCAGGCGUUGAUGCAGUACCCGCUGUCAUGGCUCAGUGACAGGACGCCCCCUAUGGAUAAUGAGGAGAAUUCCACCCCCCACCAACUGUUUGUAGCGGGAACCUCAUUUUGUGAAGAAAUACAGCCCUGUCAUGGUUUUGAUAAUUACAUCACACCAGAGCAGUGGCGCACAGCAAAUAGCAGAAGUUUGCCGAUGCAGGUUGGCAACUCCUCAUCAGGUCCAUAGCCUUCUGCUGAUUCAUCAGUUGUGUUAUUACAACAGUGUGCUUGUGUCACUGUCAAAGCGUGUCAUGUACGUGGAUGUGUCCACAUACAGACCAGCUAUGUGCGGCUCACCAUGACUGUCACGACGGGGAUCUGAUUCGGAUGCUAUCCUCUGUGGCAGCCUCCAGCCCUCGUCAGCCAAUCGCAAUCAGCACAGCCAGGCCACAGUCAGCCUAUGGUAAGUUUUAGUCACAUGCGUUCUCCAAUUCCAGUGCAACAAAAUGCUGUAGCGCCCGCUUUAUUUACUCAGAAAACUACAGUUAGUAAAUAUUCACUAACGUCAAGCCACAUAUUCACUUUCAUCACGGUGCAUGUUCAAAAGCUACAUCGUGAACCAUGGUCAUAAACGGAAUGGAAUCAAAGAACACGUCACUGCGGAUAAUUUUUCUGUUGGCUCCCCUACCGCCACUGUUUUCCGAUCCAGAAGAGGGCUCCAUUGACAGGUAUAGCCAUGGAAACAACGGCGCCAUGGCAACAGCUCAGCGAGAGGGUGGCAAGCAAGCACUGGGCAGGGGGGGCCAACUUACUCGGAUGGACAACAAGCGGCGAGGGCCACU
Hippocampus zosterae (dwarf seahorse) is the source of this 2306-nucleotide messenger RNA. RefSeq names its product docking protein 7b (gene dok7b). The record is from RefSeq and is a predicted model, not a curated record. Gene Ontology annotation, molecular function: protein kinase binding. The coding region runs from base 26 to 1711 and encodes 561 amino acids. Lineage: Eukaryota; Metazoa; Chordata; Actinopteri; Syngnathiformes; Syngnathidae. The transcript has 10 exons. Gene Ontology annotation, biological process: neuromuscular junction development; positive regulation of protein tyrosine kinase activity.